AUGUCCGAGCAGAACAGGAAGCGAUCCAGAAUCGCAUGCACUUCCUGUCAAUCCCGCAAACGCAAAUGCUCGGGCGACCAGCCCUGUACAACAUGCGCCCAGUUCGGCGUUGAUUGCCACUACGACCUACUCUCACGCAAGAAGAAAGAUAUUCGGCACUUCCAGUCACAGUCUGUGACAAGCUCGUUGCUGAGUCCAGCCACAGUCCAGAACGAUAUUGCUGCCAAAAGGCAGCAGCAAGAUCAGCAAGCGAACCCAGCUGCUUUAGCCGGACUCCUACUAAAAGCUUUAGAGGCGAACUCAGGCGCCGCAUUCGCGCGACGCCUCAACCCCAAAAAUGAUGUGACAGGCGCUCCGAAAUUGCAUCUUUUUGGUUGGAAUGUUGGGGCCCGUUACCCAACUCCUGAAUGGGCGCAGGCCAUGGCGGCCGUGAAGCCACUGCCAGUGGUGGAAAUCAUUUCCCAAGAUGAAAUGCGAUCGCUGGCCGGCAUCUUCUUUGACAGGGUAGAUCCGUGCUAUCCCUUCAUCGAUCGGGAUACCAUCCUCCGCCAAAUAAGCAGGCGAUGGUUGCCCGCGACAUCGGAGGCUUUGGGUUUUGGACCUUACGAUGCUGUGCUUUGCGGCGUGGCCGCUUUUGGGUACCUCUUUUCUCGUCGGCGGGCUACUCCAACGGAACUGCAACUUAUAGAGUCUGCUCGGUCAAUCCUUGAGCAGGGCUUGCAGUCUGAACCGCUUUCCCCUAUUGACACAGUGACUGGUUGGGUGUUGCGCGUCGCGUAUCUCCGUAUGACAACUACCGCGCACGCCGCCUGGAUGGCCAGCUGUUCCUUGAUGCACCUCAUUGAAGCAACGGGCAUGCACAUCGAGCCAUCAUCAAAUACAGCCCUUGAUCGAACGUCAACAACUGAAUCCUGCAAUCCAGAGACCCGUCGGCGGCUUUUCGCUAUGGCGCGUCAUCUCAAUGUCUGGAUCUCCUUUGAACUUGGCCGCUCCCGUGUUGUCCUCCAAGGUGCAACCUCUCUCCCUCCUAGUCCACGACCAACAACAGACGGCUUUGCAACUACCUUAACAACAGAUAUCUUCAACCUCCUCCCUAUAUCCGAAAGCCUUGAUCCAAACGAGGCACAAGAUGUCUCCAACCUUGAAAUUGCUCUCGCCGAUGUUCUCGACAUCGUCUACAUCCAGCCCCAUCUUAUUCUCGUGCAAUGCAACCUAAUGCUCUGUAUAUACCGCCGCCUGCGAGCCCUCAACUCCUUCAUCUCCGGCGAUCUUUUAGAUCGCGUGCUCGCACUUUCCGGUAAGGGACUCAAAGCGGUCUCGGAGCUAGUAUCUCAGAGCUGUCCCUGGCACCAAAUUGCGAAUGUGCCCUUCCAAGUUGUGUGCACUCUGCUGGCAAUCGACAAUCGUGCCUCACUGGCGAUGCUGCGCGAUUCCAUGCGCACACUGCACGAGGUCGCAUCUGCAUAUGAUACAGAAGUCAUGCGCGAAGCUUACACAACGGCUUACCUGAUGACCGUGAUGCAUCAGCGCCGAAAGGAAGAGGAUAUCCGGACAAUUAGAGAUGUUCUGCAGUUCAACCCAUCGGUGUCGGUUCCCGCUGAGACGCCGGUCACAGAGCCCACGGUGCAAUCUGAUCACACCCUCAUGGAUUACCCGGGAUUUUCCUGGCUGAGUGAUAUACUGGUUGAUAUACCCAGUCUUCGGGACUUUGACAUGGGUCCGCUUUGA
Messenger RNA from Aspergillus puulaauensis, 1728 nucleotides. Its product is annotated as putative C6 transcription factor. The transcript has a single exon. Gene Ontology annotation, biological process: regulation of DNA-templated transcription; response to xenobiotic stimulus; DNA-templated transcription. The coding region runs from base 1 to 1728 and encodes 575 amino acids. Gene Ontology annotation, molecular function: DNA-binding transcription factor activity, RNA polymerase II-specific; zinc ion binding; DNA binding. NCBI's taxonomy places the organism in Eukaryota, Fungi, Ascomycota, Eurotiomycetes, Eurotiales, Aspergillaceae. The record is from RefSeq and is a predicted model, not a curated record.